AUGACCGGAGCGGGCACUUCUGCCACUCGUCUGGGGUCGGCCGAUCUGAGAUUGAUCAUCUUGACGGAGAUGCAUGCCAACGCAGACAUGAUAGCAUCUCUGGACCCUUCGAUUCCUCUGAUCGCUGACGCGGACACUAGAUUUAGCGCACCCCUCUCUGUCGCACUAAUAUUACGCAAAUACAUUAACUCCAACGUGGCCGGACUGCACAUCGAGGACCAGGCCUCUUCUAAGCGCUGUGGUCACCUGAAAAACAAGCAGCUGGCGUCCCUAGACGAGUUUGUGGUCCGGAUCCGCGCCGCCGCAAGGGCGAGGAAGGAGGCCGGCCGAGAUAUCGUCUCAGUUGCCAGGACCGACUCUCUGCAGUCCCUAGGGUUCGAUGAAGCUGUCCGGCGGCUGAAGGCUGCCGUUGAGGCGGGUGAUGAUGCGGUAUCACUCGAGGGAUUCACGACCAAAGAGCAAGGAAAAGAAAUUUGUCGCAUCGAAGCACAGACGCCGUGUUUGAUCAAUUCUGUAGAAGGAGGACUCACCCCGACCAUCAGUGCCGAGGAAGCGAUACAGUUGGGAUUCAAAAUCCAAAUCUAG
Cladophialophora psammophila CBS 110553 is the source of this 585-nucleotide messenger RNA. RefSeq lists its product as uncharacterized. The record is from RefSeq and is a predicted model, not a curated record. The transcript has a single exon. Gene Ontology annotation, molecular function: catalytic activity. Bases 1 to 585 code for a protein of 194 amino acids. Lineage: Eukaryota; Fungi; Ascomycota; Eurotiomycetes; Chaetothyriales; Herpotrichiellaceae.